CGUUAUUUUUAUUUCAGUUAAUUUCCUGUUCUUCUCUCAAUAGUUGAUCUUUAUAGGGGAGAUAUAAAUAGAUGUCCAAAGGACGAGAAAGAAUAUAAUUAUCAAUAAACGAAAUACCAAAGACAAAAUUAUUCAUUCACGAAUACGAAGUAUCAAUUAACGAUUUUUAGACAUUUCUUGACAAACAUAUACCUUUAAGAAUCAAGUAUUGUGUUGUACUUAAUGAAAAUUGAUACCAAUCAAAUACUUCAUCUAGCAAAAGCAACGCUAGAGGACAAAUCAAUAAGUAUUUGAAAGAUAGUUUGCAGUUAUAGCUAUAUAGCCUGAGGAACUAGGACGCUUUAUUCGAAAUUUAAAGUCGAUCAAAGAGAAAAUCGUAGAUGAAUACCGCAUGUGUCAGAGAGGAAUGGAAGAUUCGUGAGAACAAUUUUCGGAAUAGCAAGGAAACGUUGGAAUGGGAAAGUACGAUAUGGUAUUUUAAAGGAUUGGAGACAAAGAAAUAAAGUAGGAAAUAAAGUAGGUAAUGAUGUUCUUAACUCUCUCCCCAAAGCGAAUUUCAGGAUUUUAUAUACAGCACGGUACAUAUGCACAAAAGAACGAGGCUUUUUCUGCGAAACAUUAAACAAUCAUCGCCAUGUUUUAUCGUUAAAGUCGUUUGUGUUUGAUUUUCGGGAGAAGAAAAGGAAGAAGAAGUAGAAGAUAAUAUUGGUUGAGAGAAAAAGGAGUCAUAAUGUUUGUUGACCACAGUAUCACCUGCAGGGGUCAGUUGUAGCUAGAGUGGGGGAUAGCGAAGAGCAUUCGUGCAGGCUGGUGGUUCGCUAGUUUCGCGGUAGCGAUAACCCCCGAUGCGCGUGUGCAUGCAUGUAUUUCGAUGUGUUAGGUUUAGAUAGAUUCGCUUAUACAGGGAAAGAGAGACCUCAAAGCCGUUUUCCUCGGUCGUUCAAUACGCGCGCGCGCGAAACGAAUCGACUUCGUCCCAUAGUAUCGUCACAGUUCUCGUCGGAGACGUUCGUGAUUUUGCACCCUUGUUCAAGUCACAAUUUACCGAACUAUAUGACGAGGGUACACCACGGUUUCCUUUCUUAUUUUCCUUCAUCUCUAUUUCUAUCUUCGCCUUUCUUUCCCUCCAGUUCUCUUUCUCUUAUUAAAUCCUUCGUUUUCUUUGCUGCCUGCUUUCUCUUUACGUUCGUUUCUCUCGUUAUAUUCAAAUACGUGUUAAUAUCUAUCCUAAUCCCAUCCCAUCCCAUCGUUUCGAUUUUAACACAUAAUAUCGCGUUCCCCUCGGCUCGUUACUCGCAAAUUUAUGUGCCUGAUUCUUUCUUCCUCCUUAUCCCAUUGGCUGACACGUCGUUAUCAUCUCAUUUAAAUCCAAUUUGGAACGCUAUUCAGAGCUCAAGCUUUGAAUCUCCUUGGAUAAAGCAAAUGGUAAAUAUGAUUCGCGAGUGUCAUACGUUACUGGAGUGACCAGUAAUCAACAGACUGGGUUUUACGUCAUUCCUUGUUGUUGUCCUAUCUUGUUAUUCGGUAUUGUUUUCUAUUCGCGAUGCGAUCAACCACGGGAUCGUGUGUGAACGAUAUCCAGGAUACGACGUCGCAGGCCAGGCCGGAUUAGGGGUACAUCGAUCAUCAAGAUAUCAAGGAAAAAUCACACAACGUCUCUUUCGAGUAUACUCUAAUACUUCCCUCCUCCUUCCUUGUUUUUCCUUGCUGUCCCUCGUCACCCGGUUUCCAACCAUCUGACCGACUCUUCGUCCUUCCUGUCUUUCUUUUCAUUAUUUCUGUGUUUCUUGCUUUCGUUCUCCUUCUUGACUUUUUUUACCGCUUGGUGGUGAAACGCGCCGCAGUGGCACGAUCGUCAUCGACGAAAAAAGAAGAAUCUAUAUACUGUACCGCGACACACAUACGAGUUCGCGCUCAGUCAAUAGCAGCUGCAUCCUUUGAAAUUUCAAAAGAGGCGCAAACACAAGAGCAUAUCCACGAGUGCGAAACGAACGCAUCGUGAUCGAAUACCAGAGACGACCGGCGAUCAAACUAGCGGAGAAGAAACUGCUGGCUUCCAGCCUGUCGUAAUACGGUGGUGCUACGACGAUAUCGAGAAGCAGGCCCAGUCGGCGGUCCAAACAGUAUUAUGCGUUUUCUACGCUUUUGUUUAUUAUCGAGGGAAGAGAUUCUUAUGGAUGAACGUGCACGAGCUGUCGAGUCGCGAAGUCGGUGAAAAAGAAUAGAACGGAAACGCGAUAAGCUGUACGUAGGAACCGCAACGAUGAAAGGUACACAUUACGGUGAGCCGAGGAACCAAAGAUUCCAAUGAUACCUUCGCAAGGUGGCCGUGAGGGAUACAAAGGUUCUGCCAACCCUCCGAGCAACGGCUCUGAGGACAAUGGCUUCGCUAAUCGACCCCGAGUGGCAGGCCUUUACGCGACGAAUCUCUUCAGAGAAGAGCUCGUUCGAUUCUCGUCAGGAGAGACUGCUCGAUCUCAUGGUCUCACGCGAGAUACUCUCGAAAGAUCGCCACGAGAUAUUGGAAGCCAGAGAAGUUUAAAUCUCCCUACGGGCAUAGCCGAGGAAUUCGAGCUUUUGGAUCGGUCGAGAGUCGGGAUUUCGAGAACACCCCAGCCAUUAAGGAGAGGAGAGACGGACGCUGCUGGUCACGAAUCUAGAUCCAGAUUCGAUGAAUCCGCCACCAGACGAAGGGAUCAUUAUGGAUCGCCACCUGUCGAAAGGAUUCGCGAGAGGGAGGACGAGCAACAGGAAGAAUGUAUUGCUCGAUCCGCGUGCAGUACCCUUCGUGUGUCUCUCCUCGAGUUUCCGCUCUCCGAACAGACGACGUGGAUGGAGUCGGACGUUGGUGAUUCCAAGAUACCUGUUUCGACCGAUGAUCUCGCUGGGAGAAGAGGGCCGGUUGACAGUUCGACGUUCGUUACAACAUCUGCCUCGAUACUUAUUUCUCCCGCGAGUGAGACCAGCGAAUGCGAUGCAAUCUCGCCUCCGGAAGUGGAGAAAUCAUCACCGCCACCGUAUACGGGCCUCAGUCCGCCGGAGUAUACCGGCCAAGAGUACGAGACCAGUGAAACGCCUUCGCCGAUUUUUCCAAAUUAUCCACUGACAUCGUACGCGGAAGAAACACAUCACAGACGUUCGAGGUCGUCCAUUUCGGACGCCGGGCUUGAAUUCACUGCUGCACGCGACGAACGUUUAAAGCGUGAUAGCCGAUUCGAGUCGGAGCCGGAUGAAGCUUUGGCGGAAGAGAUCGGCAGAUCGAGGCGAACCAGAUCGAAUUUAGAAAGGUCUACGGACGACGAUGUCUCGAGAUGUAGAGAUGUCGCGAGGCUGCGACCUCCCUUGGCCGCAGCAGCGGGUGUUUCGGCCGAUUCUGGGACCGGUGAUUCCGGAAGUGCGGAGAUCCAAGUGGAUCCCCUCGGCAUUCCCAGAACAACGACAGCCGGUGAAAUUCUAGAUGGAAGAAACGGAGUUGAGAAUGGCCAAACCGCUAGUAAGUCGUCCAUUAAAACUCCCACCGGGAACAAUAAGCAAACGGUGAAACUCUUCACGAAGGAAAGUCUCGACAGGUUGGAAAACAAGACCGUACAACUCGUCAGAGAUUAUGGCUUUCAGCCGAAACGACGAAUGUCGGUCGAAGAUGGUGCGGUGCUUCCAAACAAAUUCGAACCUUUCCCAACUGAGCUUUACGGUAGGCCUCUCGAGGAGAUUGACAACUUUAUCUACGACGAGACAUUCUGCGUGGUAUCGAAGAGAUUUCGUAAAAAUUACAUUCACCGAUUCACGGCGACAAACAGCUGGUUCAUAUUUUCCCCGUGGAAUCCUAUAAGGCGGUAUUGUAUUUACCUAAGCACGAAUCAGUACUUCGAUUAUAUAGUCAUGGCCACGAUAAUAUUAAAUUGUGCCUUCCUCGCCAUGACGGAAACUAUCGAGGAAGCCGAAUAUAUAUUCUUAGCUAUAUACACGGCCGAAAUGGUGAUCAAAUCGAUAGCCAAGGGAUUUGCGCUCAAUAAAUACACUUACCUGCGAAAUCCGUGGAACUGGUUGGAUUUCGUGGUGAUCACCAGUGGUUAUGCGACUAUUGGAAUGGAAGUAGGAAAUUUGGCUGGGUUGAGAACAUUCCGAGUAUUGAGAGCUCUCAAAACCGUUUCCAUUAUGCCUGGCUUAAAAACCAUCAUCAAUGCAUUGUUACAUAGUUUUAAGCAACUUGCCGAAGUAAUGACACUCACGAUCUUCUGCCUGAUGGUUUUUGCACUUUUUGCUCUACAAGUUUACAUGGGUGAACUUCGGAAUAAAUGUGUAAAAAUUGUGGAAUUCAAUAAUACUCAAGUCGAUUGGAGAGAGUGGACUUGGAACUCGUCCAACUGGGCAUUCGAUGAAGACGAAGAACCAAUAAUUUGCGGUAACGCAACCGGGGCCAGGCACUGCAACGAAAGUUACAUCUGUCUUUGUGUUGGCCCAAAUCCAAACCACGGAUAUACAAAUUUCGACAAUUUUCUGUGGUCGAUGCUCACCACGUUUCAACUGAUUACUCUGGAUUAUUGGGAAGACGUCUAUAAUAAGGUAUUGUCGGCGUGCGGACCUAUCAGCGUCUCGUUCUUCACGGUGGUCGUGUUUUUCGGCUCGUUUUAUUUGAUCAAUUUGAUGCUCGCUGUCGUUGCGCUGAGCUAUGAGGAGGAAGCCGAAAUUACGAACGAGGAACGAAGAAAGGACUUAACCGACCAUCGCGAGGACUCGACGUUUAGUUUCGACCCGACAAAAAUCAAUGUGAAGACGCUUGCCAAAGAAAAGCAAAAGAAAUUAGACGCGAGGAAAGGAGUUCUCCUAAGUAGUUACACGCGCAAAAAAACACGAAGAAGAAGACGUGGGAGAAGUACUGCCGGUUCUGGUUCAUCUGGUCAAGAUAAAGGUGGCUCUGUGCCAAGCAGGUCGGUGACACCAAGCCCGAGCCCAAGUCCAAGACAUUCGAACGUUCGACCGUCUCACUUACUUCUACAAAAUAUUAGCCCACGAACUGUAGAGAAUAACGGGAUUCAUAGAUUGGCGCCAAAUCGUGGAAUGCUUCAUUCUCGACAAGCAAGUAACAACAGUAAUCAACACUCGUCGUUAGACGACUCAGGCGUUGUCGACGACCACGAUGGCGACGAUGUCACAUCCGUAGAAGAACACGACAGGCGUGACAACAAAGAAUCCAGGGCCCAUUGGCAAGAGAGGAUACCAACGAAUAAUAACGCCGAUGGCAAUGCCGAAACUAACGCGGUCGAAACGAAGAAUGAAACGAAUAACGAGACAGAAGUGGACAAUGAAAGAGAAAAGUCACAGGCAACUCAUUCCGGCGGCUAUCUUCGUGCGCCUACGAACGUUCCAGUUUCUCUUGCCAGCGGAACUACUAGAGAAAUUCGAGUGUUUAAAUGCAACGGCGUGAAAACAAAGAAACAGAUGUACACCUUGCCGCCAGAGUAUCUAUCGCACAUUGUUAUUUUAGAUGAUCUUCCCGAUAGAAAUUGCGAAAAGUGCAUCCAAUGCUGUAUAGAUUACGAGGGUUGGCUACGAUUUCAGAAUUGCUUGUACAAGGUAGUGAGAGAUCCACUAUUCGAGUUGACGAUCACAUUGUGCAUCGUCCUGAACACUGGUUUUCUGGCAAUGGAACACCACGGAAUGAGCGAGUCGAUCCGACAGGCGCUCAACAUCGGUAAUAAAGUGUUUACCAGUAUCUUCACCUUCGAAUGUUUGCUGAAACUGUUGGCGCUGAGUAAAGAUUUCUUCGCCAACGGAUGGAACAAUUUCGAUUUGAUAAUAGUGUCAGCGUCUCUGAUAGAUCUUACUUUCGAGCUGGUAGACGGUCUGUCCGUGAUACGCGGACUGAGACUUCUGCGUGUGUUAAAACUGGCACAAUCCUGGACGACGAUGAAGGUUCUUCUCAGUAUUAUUAUUUCAACGAUCGGCGCCCUUGGAAAUCUCACCUUAGUUUUGGUGAUCGUGAUUUAUAUAUUUGCCGUGAUCGGCAUGCAAUUAUUCAGUAAAGACUACACUUUAGACAAAUUUUACCCAGAUCCGGUACCACGGUGGAACUUUAACGAUUUCUUUCACUCGUUCAUGAUGAUAUUUCGUAUAUUAUGCGGAGAAUGGAUCGAGCCCCUGUGGGAUUGCAUGCGGGCAGAAGAGGAAGACGGGCCCGAGGCUUGCUUCGCCAUAUUUUUGCCAGCUCUCGUAAUGGGUAAUUUCAUGGUGUUGAAUCUUUUUCUUGCUUUGCUGCUCAACAGCUUUAAUUCGGAGGAAUUGAAACAGAAGAAGGAGGAAGUCGGCGAUGACUCGAAACUCGCAAGAUCGUUCGAUCGUAUCCGUUCGAUUAUACGGAAGAAUAAAUGUUCGCGCUUGUCUCAAGUUGUCGCUAAAGGGAAAGGGAAGGAUGCUCGUUUCGAAAAGAUCGUGCGACGCGUAAUAGAUCGGUCUGACAACGAGACUAAAUACGCUAUUCAAGAGACUGUACUCAGCCUUCCAAAAGAUAACGUUUACAAUAGAUCUUAUCAAGAAAGUUUAAAUCAGCCCGUUUUUUCUUACGACCCAAUGUACUCUCAGUCUCAAACGGAAGAACAAAGGACAAACGGAAGACAAAGAGAGAAGGAAGAAGAGAAGGACGGCUCGCCAGACGACGAAAACAAUUAUUCGAGUAAGGAAAAAGAGAUUGAGGCAAACGAAGGCAAAGAGGAGGAAUGUGAAGAAGUCGAUGUCGUGAGAGACUCUUCGUCUUCGAACAAAGCACCAGUUGAAGAAAGAGUCGCGAUGCUACCUCAGAUAGAUCCGUUUCCUAGACCCGAGGAUCGGGUACCAAAACGACCUUGGCACGCGCUUGUCAGCUACGUCGAUGAACUGACGGUUGGCGGUAGGAGAGAUAGUAAAGGAAAAUACAUCGAUGGCAUGGGUUCUUUUCCUGGAUUUGGAAGAAGCAACCGACGCAAAGAACCGCAAGAUUGCUUUCCACGACAGUGUUAUCAGAAGUGUACCUGCAUCGACCGGUGUAUUGCAACAGCUAUCGGCAAAAAAUGGAUCAGAAUGCGAACAGUGAUUCUUUCAGUCGUUGACACGCCUGCCUUCGAAUGGAUGAUCCUGGUUUUCAUUUUUGCAUCCUCCAUAACUCUUUGUUUCGAAGAUAUUUAUCUAGAUGAUAAUCCUUUCUUGAAGAAAAUCCUCUAUUGGACCAAUCUUGGCUUCUGCACGCUUUUCAGCAUUGAGAUGUUACUCAAGUGGUUAGCUCUGGGUUUCUGCAAAUAUUUCACCAGUUUUUGGACAAUCUUGGAUUUUAUAAUUGUCUUUGUAUCAACGUUUAGUCUGUUGAUAGAAGAAAACGAAAAUUUAAAAGUGCUAAGAUCUUUAAGAACCUUGAGAGCACUGAGACCAUUAAGGGCGAUAUCGAGAUGGCAAGGCAUGAGGAUCGUAGUGAACGCGUUGAUGUAUGCGAUACCUAGUAUAUUCAACGUGCUCCUCGUCUGUCUCGUGUUCUGGCUGAUAUUUUCUAUUAUGGGUGUACAAUUUUUCGGCGGCAAGUUUUUCAAAUGCGUUGACGAGUACGGCGAAUUAUUAGAUAUAUCAAUUGUAAACACGAAAGACGACUGUCUGAGGAAAAAUUACUCUUGGGAAAAUAGUAAAAUUACGUUUGAUCACGUCGGAAUAGCUUAUCUAGCUCUGUUCCAAGUAGCCACAUUCGAAGGGUGGAUGGAGGUGAUGCAGGAUGCAGUAGACGCAAGAGGUGUAGAUCUUCAGCCUCAAAGAGAAGCAAACAUCUACGCAUAUUUCUACUUUGUGAUAUUUAUCGUUUGUGGCUCCUUUUUUACACUAAACCUCUUUAUCGGAGUAAUUAUAGACAACUUUAAUAUGUUGAAGAAAAAGUACGAAGGUGGGGUGCUAGAAAUGUUUUUGACCGAAAGUCAAAAGCACUACUACACUGCCAUGAAAAAGCUCGGCCGUAAAAAGCCACAAAAAGUGAUAAAGCGUCCGAUGAAUCAAAUCCUCGCAAUGUUUUACGACCUAUCGAAUUCACGCAGAUUUGAAAUAGCAAUUUUCAUUUUGAUAUUCCUCAACAUGCUGACAAUGGGAAUCGAGCAUUACGAUCAGCCUCAUCCAAUCUUCUUCGUUCUCGAAGUGUCCAACGCAUUUUUCACGACCGUUUUCGGUUUAGAGGCAAUCGUGAAAAUAAUUGGGCUUCGAUAUCACUAUUUCACGGUGCCAUGGAACUUGUUCGAUUUCCUCCUUGUACUGGCAUCCAUAUUAGGAAUAUUAAUGGAGGAUAUUAUGGUAGACUUUCCGGUGUCUCCGACGCUCCUGCGAGUCGUGAGAGUGUUCAGAAUCGGUCGAAUCUUAAGGCUCAUAAAGGCAGCCAAAGGUAUUCGUAAACUGCUCUUCGCUCUGGUGGUUAGUCUUCCGGCGCUGUUCAACAUCGGUGCCCUGUUAGCUCUAAUUACUUUUAUUUAUGCCAUUAUCGGCAUGUCAAUCUUUGGUCAUGUUAAAAAGCAAGGCGCGCUCGAUGAUAUGGUAAAUUUCGAAACUUUUGGUAGAAGCAUGCAAUUACUGUUUCGAUUAAUGACAUCGGCCGGUUGGAACGAUGUGUUAGAGUCUUUAAUGGUACAACCACCGGAUUGCGAUCCGACUCCGACCAGUCGACAGAUGAAUGGAAAUUGCGGAUAUCCUCUCUUGGCAAUAACAUAUUUUACUUCUUUCAUCAUAAUCAGCUAUAUGAUAGUUAUCAAUAUGUACAUUGCUAUUAUCCUCGAGAAUUUUAAUCAGGCCCAUCAAGAAGAAGAGAUUGGUAUCGUCGAAGAUGAUUUAGAAAUGUUUUACAUACGAUGGUCCAAGUAUGAUCCGCACGCGACACAGUUCAUAAAUUUCUCGCAAUUAAGCGAUUUCAUAGCAAGCCUGGAUCCACCGUUAGGAAUUUCGAAACCAAAUAUGGUCGCGUUGGUUAGCUUUAAUCUUCCUAUCGCAAAGGGUAAUAAGAUUCAUUGUCUGGACAUUCUGCACGCACUUGUCAAGCACGUCCUUGGACAUGUAGAGGAGUCUGAAGAUUUCCGAAAGCUACAGGAACAGAUGGAUAUCAAGUUUAAGAAACAAUUUCCUACGCGCAAAGAACUUGAGAUUGUUUCUUCGACGAGAAUGUGGAAACGUCAAGAUAAAGCAGCUAGGCUGAUUCAACGUACUAUCAGGGAAUUUAUAACGGCAAAAAAGGAACGUGAAAGGAUGGCUCAAGAAGUAGACUCGCAGACUCAAACGUCGAGUCCUGGUGGUGGGAAUGAGGGUAGGGGCGGGGGUGGAUGGAGUGGCAAAGUAUCGGCAUUUCUACAUGUGCAUAGGGGUAGCCGAGCCAGUAGUCGCAAGUCCUCGAGGGCCAGCGACGCCAGCGAUUUCAGCGAGCUCGGUACAGCUUCGGCAUGGCUUUUUCCAAACUUACCUCUGCUGUUGCUCUCCGGCGCCACCGGUACUCACGAGGACCUGCCUCCUCCCGCUCUGACCGUAUCCCGUCCCUCGCCGACUACAGAACAACAAUCGUUUACCGGCUCCUCUGCUACUUCUGCUACUUCCUCUGAUCUACACAUUAGAUCAAUCGGGGGUCCGACUCUCGGCCGGCAGAAUGCCGUUGAAAGUUAUCCCGAUGAGGAAGUCCCCAGUCUUCCUACGAAGCGCAGAUCACUUCCGCCAAGCGCUACAACACUCUCUCUAAAUACCUUACAUCGUGACAUCAAAGAAGCGUUUAGCAGACGUUGCGGUAGCCUCCGGAAGAAACAUCAACCAGCACCAGAACCAGCUCCGCUGCCAAUCGAAUCUACCGAUGUAAGCAUACUUGUUACAGAACCCAGUCCAGAGAAUUCAGCACCGCCUACAAGACCGGCACUACUUAGACGACAAUCCGCCGCCACGGUCGUUCACGUCCUCGUUCAUAGAGAGAGUGAAGAAUAUCGAGAUACACAACCCGACAAUGCCAGUUGAUCUUAGAUCGUUAUGCUUGACAUCCUUCCGAAAUCAAUUUAAACGAGAGGCUAGGCUGAAAGCCACCGAAAUUUUGCUUCUUAUCGCGUUACAGUGACCUCGAGAUUCGAAUCUCAUCCGAUUCCCUCUCCUCUCCCCCUUUCUUUGACGCUGUUGCCUUAACAUCAUUACCAUCAAAUGUUCUUACUAUUUCAUUAUAAUAUGUACAUUUGAGAAGUCUCAAUGAAAUUAUUUCCUAACAAUUACAAUAGUAAUAACUUUAUAAAAAUAUUUAUUCCGAUAAUUAGAUCUUCUUGUAAACACAGUACGAUUUUUCUUUUACAAAAGCUAUUCUAACGAAACUUUUGAUCCUAAUGAAUAAUAGUAGCCUAUUUUUAGUAAUCAAUUUAUCUCGACGAGCUUAAAUCUUUUUCUUAUGCAAUAGAAACAGUGAUAGCUGGAAUAUAUAUAGUUGAGGUAGUUUAAUUGACUCGAUAUUACAUGAAACUCGCAUUUCUUCUACCAUAAUUAAGGGUGAUUGGACCAAUUUAGUGAAAUAUAUUUAAAUUCCGAUCCCUUCUUCAAGUUAAAUCAUUGAUACGGUCUACUUGUUAUAAAGAGAAAUGAAUAAUAAUUACGUGGACAAAAAAAAUAAUACUGCCUUAAAUAGCAUAGAUUUUUCAUUUGUAUAAUUAUUUUGAAGAAAGAAACAAAAAGGACAAAAAAGAGAGGGAAAGAGAAGAUGGAAGAAGGAAAACCAAACGGGAAUUUUUAAAGAAGAUUGUAAGAUUGUACACUUAGCCAAGUAGUUGUUUUUCUUUACACAUUUAAGGAAACGUAGAAUACUAGUACCGCUACUAAUUUUGUAUAAUAUCAGACAUCAUAAACAAUAGCAUUUAUAGAACGUAAACGUAUGCGAUGUUUGUCUUAUUCAGAAUUAUCAAGGAAAUUGCGAUAUUCCUAAUAAGUAAUAAGAUUACAUGCUUAUCGCUAAUUUAGAAUUAAUAAUAUUUCUUUUUUUUCGUUCCAUAUUUGUUAGAAAGAAAGACUUUCUCUUCUGGACACGUUAUAGUAUUCAAGUAAUGAAUCGUAUAUUCACUACGCUAAUGAUCGAUAUUUAGCUUUCCGUAUAUGUAUAUAUGUGCUAACUUUAUAAUCAAUGUUAUCUGUUCAAGAAUAUUGGAGAAAAUGUAACGAUAUAAUUUUCUUUUAUGUUGGAAUCAAAUAACUAACAAAGAGAAACAAUAAUAUUCUAAUUAAGCGAAAUUAAAAUUUGGUACAUUAUAUAUAUAAUAUAUAUAUAAUAAUAUGUAUAUAAUUAUAUAUAUAUAUAUAUACACGCGAAAAACUUAAUAUCGAUCAUCGAUAAUCAGCAGAAUAGUAAAUUUAUCGAGAAUCUGUUAACAUGUAUGGAAAUCGAACAAUGCCCAGAAAGGAUGGCUCUCUCUCCUCUAACGUUCUUCAUAGCAUUAUUUUGAAAUAAAAUGCAUUAAUAUGUUACAUUAUACAUAUAAUUAUACUUACAUAUCGCACGGUAUCUAUUGCUCAAAAAAGAAAGAAAAAAGGAAAAAACGGAGAAAUCAUAAUGAAUUUAAAUCUCACUUUCAAAUUCAUAUUGAUUUCUACAUUGGCAUAAUAUACAGUAUGUUCUGUUUAGCUGAAAACACUCGAAUAUGUGGAAAAAUACAAAUGAUACGAGAAAAUGUUUUAUUCCUUUGUAAAUUCCAGAUAUUUGAACGUUUCUAGUUAAACAGGACAUACUGUAUGUAUUGCUUUUCUUUCCAUUUUCUAUAUAAUUAAAAAACAACAAAUCAAGAGCAAGCCAGUAAAUAUAGCUACAUACAGUAUGUCAAGUACAAGAAACGACAGUAUUAUAGAUAUCUUUGUUUUUUGAUUCAUUUCAUUCAACUAAUUAUAACAUGAAAAAGGUUUAUGUAAACCUAACGAUGUAUACUUGUCUUCGAAGAGAAAUCUUAUAAGUUUAGUAAUUAACAAAUUGAUAUAAAUAUGAAUAUAAACGAAUAAAGUAAAAUUUCUACAUAUUUAGAACAAUGAUACAAUUUGUUUUUAUAAUUUUAUUGAAAUUCGUGAAACUGAAUUUAUCAAUGAAUUUAUACUAAUCUAGAAAGAAUUAUUUUCUUUUCCGGAUAAAAUUGUAUAAACAAUAAACAGUAUAAACAGUUUUUACUGUUUAACUAUUAAAGACUAUUAUAUUCAGAACUGUACUUUGUAUGAAAGAAAUUUUUAAAUCUUCGACGAUGAGUAUUAUAGAUAUCGCUCAUUUACUACACAAGGACAUCACUUGAAUAACUUGAAUUAUUGAUACAGAAAAAGCAAUUGUUCCUUGUAUGUACCUCUUUUGGAAUUUUAUAAAUUAACUUCAAAAAUUCACCACAUCAGGGCAACAGUUAUCCGCUGUUAUUUAUACUAAUAGCUAUCGCUGUUGCAUCAUCAUGAAACUAUAACAAUUUAAAACAUUCAAACUCUUCUUUUUUCUGUUUUGUCAUUGUUGCAGCAAAUGAGCGAUAUGUAAUGUAUACAUACGUAUAUAUACGUGUAUCAUAUAAUGUUGUAUGUAUAUAUAUGUACACGUAUUAGUAUAAAAUUAAUAUGUGUAAAAAAUAAUUUUUUAUUUUAUUUUUUCUUUGUUAUGCUAAAUUUGUGUGACAAAAUCAUAGAAAACUAUGUCAUCUAACAUCCGUACAACAUGGAACUAAAAAUUAAGAAAUAUUUAAUGACAGAAAAGGAGAGAGGUAGGAAAGAGCAGAAGGAAGAAGUGGGGAAAAAAAUUUUUUAAAUAGAUUCACGUAGAGAAAGGAACAACGAAUUUUGUAGUAAUUAGUUACAUUUUUAGCGUAACCUUAUUGGAUCAUCUUCAUUUAUUUAUUUGUUUAUUUAAUAUUCAAAUCCCUAAAAUUAAAAAAGUCACACAAUUUAUUGAUUCUUAUAACAAUAGAUGUUCACGUUAACAUUUUCAUAUUUUCCUUUCACAAAUUAAACGUUGCCAUUAACACGUCACGACCUCUCGUGGACCUAUAGUGCCUAUUAUUAGAAAACGAUUGCGAGUUAAUAUAAUAUGUAUACAAAAAUAUAAACAUGUAUAUUAGAUUUUCAUAUUACAAAGCGUUCGUACAUGAAAACAGUACGAGCUAAAUUUACGUAAAAAUCUCUCGUUAGAACGUACAACGUACGUUACUUUUAGAGUUUAGCAUUUAAUGCUUAAUGCUUGAUAAAUCUGUUUCUUCGCGCGUUGACUAUAAGACAUAGUUAUUAAGUAUAAAGGAUCACUGAGAAAAAGGUCGAUAAGUAAACCAGACAGAAAGAUAUGAUUAAAGAUAAAAAUUUAAUAUUUCGAAAAUAUAAUUUAAUUCGAAAAUGUGAUCUUUCCAAGACACGCAUUGUAAAGCUAUGUAUCAUGUCAAUUAAAGGCAUAAAUUAUACUGUAUGUUAUUCAUAAUUGGCGCCUAUACGCGCGAUACGUCUAGAUACUACAUACAAUAUUAUAAAUAUAUCAAAAAAAUAAGAGACUGGACAUAACACGCGACUAUCUUAAAACUAACGGAUAGUUAAAUUCCAAAAAAUUGUACAAUCACGCUCGGAUAUCCACCAGGGAUCCGAAAUUAUUUAGAUUAUAAACCUUUCUGCGUGUCUGCGUGCUGCGUGCGUGUGUGUGAACAAAAUUCGAUAAAAUAACACCUGCUCAAACCUAUACAUAUUUAAAUACACCGUCAGGAUGCACUAACCUAACUAUAAAUUAUUACUGCAACUAUCAGCUUUUUCUUUCGACGCUGGAACGUGCGAUCGAUCGUGCAAUUCAUUGUUAGUUCCAAUUAGUUUAACGUUCCUCACAUUUUUUUAUAUAAAAAAGACAGGAAAAUACAUCAAGGUGACAAUAUCGUUCACACAAUACAAUGAAACAACAACAAAAAUCGAAUGUUCUUUCAUUCGGGCGAAAAGAAAAAAACGUAUAGUUAUGAGAAAUCUUUUAAGUAAUAAUGUUAAAACAAGAGAUACCCAUUAGUACAGGGUUAAUGACAAUCGAGGUCUUGAAGGAAAAUUGCUUUUUUCUAUUCUUCCACUAUUUUACGCAAUUUACUUUGAAAAAACUUAGUAUAACUAUUUCAAAAUAAUCAAUAUCGUUUACUCUUAACAGUCAAUACUCUAUUAUUAAUAAAUAAUAAUUUCAAUUUAUUACAAAAUUAAAAUUAUAACGCUGUUAGGAAUUCACUAUAGAUGAAAGAGUAUAGAUCAUGUUCUAACAUUCAACAAUGAUGGAAAUAUGACAAAAUAUAAAGAUAAAGAUUAGACGGAGGGAGGGGCGAAGAAGCAAGCAAACAGACAGAGCAGAAAAUUCUGUACUAGUGUUGUAAUGAUUCAUCAGAUAAAAAUUAAAAACAAAGCAGUAAAACGUUCCUUUACAUCAAACUUGUAAAUAGUAUAAUGAUCCUUUAGUUUGCAAAAAUGACUGUUUUGUCAUUUAAAUUUAUAAACAAAGACUCGAGCAUUGUUCUUCCAUAUAUAUAUAUAUCUAUAUAUAUAUAUUAGUUCCAGUUAAAUUUUAUGUAAAUUUCUAUUUUCUUAUUUGUUUCAUAAACUCAUUAGUAAUAUUACACUAUGCAUUUCAAUUUAGUAUGCUUUUAAAUCAUAUUUGGCAUAUAUUUAAGUCAUACUUUUGUAUUUAAAUCAAAUUUCUUCUCUAAACUUCUAACAUAUAUAAUAUACUUGUACAAAUGUACUUCCUCUUUAUUAUAUUAACAAUGCUCGAUAUAGUUUAUAAGCUAAUACGAGCAAAUACUGAAUUUUGAAAUACAGUCUAAUCAAAUCUGACAUUAUAACACAAAUGCUAACGAUACUAAUAAAAAACAGGUGAAUAAUAAGAAUGUUAACCAUGUAUGAAUGAUAUUAUAUAACUAUUGCUAAAAAAUAAAUUAUGGAGUUUAUCAUUGA
Messenger RNA from Bombus terrestris (buff-tailed bumblebee), 14904 nucleotides. RefSeq names its product sodium channel protein 60E. The coding region runs from base 2308 to 9978 and encodes 2556 amino acids. Gene Ontology annotation, molecular function: voltage-gated sodium channel activity. Gene Ontology annotation, biological process: neuronal action potential; membrane depolarization during action potential; sodium ion transmembrane transport. The transcript has 21 exons. NCBI's taxonomy places the organism in Eukaryota, Metazoa, Arthropoda, Insecta, Hymenoptera, Apidae. Gene Ontology annotation, cellular component: voltage-gated sodium channel complex; plasma membrane. The record is from RefSeq and is a predicted model, not a curated record.